Messenger RNA from Helicoverpa armigera (cotton bollworm), 2718 nucleotides. RefSeq lists its product as uncharacterized. Bases 150 to 2303 code for a protein of 717 amino acids. NCBI's taxonomy places the organism in Eukaryota, Metazoa, Arthropoda, Insecta, Lepidoptera, Noctuidae. The record is from RefSeq and is a predicted model, not a curated record. Gene Ontology annotation, biological process: snRNA transcription by RNA polymerase III; snRNA transcription by RNA polymerase II; positive regulation of transcription by RNA polymerase III. The transcript has 15 exons. Gene Ontology annotation, cellular component: transcription elongation factor complex.
CAAAAUAAAACAUGUGCGACGCGAUGUAUUGAUCGACGAUUGUUGAAUAAAAAUUAAAAGAAAUAUGAUUAUUGUGAUGUAAUUUAAGUGUAAUUAUUAAUUGUGAUAUUAGUGUUAUAACUUACAAGUUAACAAAAUCCUGCUCAAAAAUGAUGGAACAUGUGAGGAUGUUUGAUUGGUGUGCCUCAGUGCAUGACCAAUACUUUGUGGAGGAGGCAGAUCUAGACAACUGCAACACAGAGAAGAUACUCCGGAACAAGUUCCUUGACCCUCUACUGUCCAGUGACUCCGAAGAUGAAGAGAGGCAUAAUAAGAUAAACUGGGAUGAGAUAUUUAAGAAUAAACAAAAGCACAAACUAUUUGUGCCAUGUCUGCGACAAGUGCCAGCAUACCCCAAGCUGUCCAGCAUGGACUUCCGCAAGCACCUGCAGUUCCUCAAAGUGCUGAGUGCAGACAAUCCUCACAUUUUACCUGAUCUCUUUAUUGGUAAACCUACAAGGAAUGAUAUAAAAUUAUUUGAGACUGCAAAGGAAGAAUACUUAAAAGAACAAAAAGAGUACAAGGAAUGGGCCAAAUCUCUCUGGACAACAGACCACUGCAUCCGAGCCUUACGUCCCAAACCUACCAUAGAGACGGUAUAUGAAGCUGAGUACAAGGUUAGGGCUCAGCGAGUGCAGUCACUGCCUAAAAACUAUGAUAUAGCUGCACAGAUACCUCUUGAAAGUACUAAGAGUAACUGUGAAUUAGUGCUUAAACAGGAGCUGAUUAAUGUACCUCUAUCAGACAUGGCACAAGUACAGGUUCCAGAUAAAAUUACGAAGGUGUUCAGCAUCAUCAGACCCUGCACUGUACCAGAGCCUUGCCACAAACAUCCUUAUCAAAUUGUAUUGCCAAAUGAAGAUGCAGUAUCAAUGUUACCUAUAACAGAGAUACACCGCGAGCUCGCGUCGUACGCGCUGAACAACGGCGCUCAGUAUAUUGCGAGUGAGAAUGCUCUCAAGUGUCUCGUGCAGUGGAAUAGACACUGGUUGUUGCCGCUGUCUGUCUGCAAUACUGUUGGGCCUGACGGCGAGGCAGUGAACGUGGUGGUGUUGGGCAGCGAGUUCUCCGUCAACAAGGAGGCUGCGCCCGUCAGGACUUACAAGGCAUUCAGACAUCUGCUCGAACAUGCGCUUAUACCGUCGUCAGAAAAAGAGAGGGUAUUAGAAAACAGCAAAAGCAAGGCUAAGAAGAAACACACCUCGUCUCCUAAGUUGGACGUGUCGGCGGCCGCCAUUACAACUGACGUGGAGAUGACGAGUGAUGACGAUGAUCAUCACUUGUGUAUCGAUACCGGAGAAGAAACCGACAUGGACUUGCCACUAUCGUCUUUGCUCAAGGGGCAGUCCAAACGCAUCAAGAGUUCCCCGCGCGCCGCCCGCGCUCCCGCCAGCCCCCGCGCCGCCCGCGAUGCUCCGCGACACGUCACCCGCGCCGCCGCCAGGCGAGCUAGCGACGAUGUGGGGGAUAUUGGAGUCUAUACUUGCACUUGUAAAGACACAUUGUUCGAGCAGCCUCCGCGUCGUUCGUACAAAAGAUGGCAGUUCAGGGACAAGGCGACCAAUGAACACCAUGACAUUAUCGUACAUUGUGCACAUAAGACUAGGGAUAAAUCAGGCGAAAUAAUACUAGAACCUCUACCAGAGUAUCAGAUGGACUUAGGAGCAAGCGAACAAUCCGCCGACAGUCUGCGCAGCAUCGCUCUCUCGCUCGCUCUCAGGAAACAAGCCUCAGUACUCAAUGCCCGUAUAGACGGUCAAACAGGCGAUGUGGCGACCUUCGAAAGCCACACCUCUGAAGACUUAAAUCAGCAACACUCGGAGCUGAGGAGACAAGCACUCGGCUCCGUGCAGGCGGCGUUGCAGCAGCUGCAGGGCCUGCUGCCCGGAGACUAUAUCCUGCAGCAUGAGCAAAGUCACGGGCCGAACUGUCUCCUGCUGUCUCCUAGCGCGACUAGCGUCACCCCGCAGCUGCGGCUGACGUUCGACAGCACACAGCUGGUGGAGGCUGAUGAGGCACACACUGUCAAGACUGCCCCAGUGCUGUGUGACGUGCUACUGCCAUAUCAUAAACAUCGCAGAAUUCUGCCAUGCACCUUCACCCCUUACGAGAGCCAACUAGCCAAGGAGUCUAAGAAGCCACAGUCUAAGAAGAAAUCUCCGCCUCAAGCCAUCAAGUGUGAAGCGGAGCGGCCGGCACGCGACCACACCGCCAAGGUACCAGGGUUAUACUGUGCCGACCUUACGUGGCAUUGCAGAGAUUAGUUUAGUUCUACUGGGAUAAUGUACCUUAUGGCUAUGGUUUUAAAGUUCAGUUUAAAACUUUAUGUUCCGUCUUUAAGCUUGAUAUACAUAAACGAGGCAAUAUUUUGCGUUGCGUUCGAUUUUUUUUUCACACGUUAUUUUCAUUUAAGUGCCUUUAUUUUGGAAGAGAAUGCUAGCAAUUAUACGUUAUAUAUUUAUUAUUACUCAGCCAUUGCUCCUGGUAGAACUACGUAACUAAUCUCUGAAUGUAUGUGAGUUUGAGACGGCGCACGAUUCACGAACUAUUUAACAUCAAUCAACGGAGAAGCCAAUAUUCCCGUAACAUCAGAAGUGGACUGCUAUUUUUUGUUGUAAAAUCAACUGCACACGUAACUUUAUGAAUAUAAUCAUUUUAUGCUGUUUUAGUUCCACAUAC